UAAAUCACACUGCUGUGCAGUGCUUCCCUUUUCUGUGGUAGUAAGCAAGAGAAGAAAGAAGAAAAACGAUUUAGAUGUCGAUGAUUUCGAUGAUGAUCUUGAGGAUAUAUUAUCGCCUUUUCCCGGUUGUCGCUCUGCUCUCGUCUUGUUCAGGAAAAUCUGUGGUGCAUGGUCCACCAGAGACGGUCUGGGCCUUUGCUGGCGGGGAUGCUAUUCUUCCUUGCAGUUUCAACAUCAAUGACCACGAUGAUUUUCCAACGGUGGAAUGGUCCAAGGAAGGCCUGCAGCCUAACAUCGUCUUCCUGUACCGGGAUGGCUGUGAGACUUAUGAGAUGAAGAAUCCGGCCUUCGAGUACCGGACAAGCUUCAUCACGAAAGAACUGCAGAACAGGAUCAUCUCAUUAAGGAUAUCCAACGUGCAACUGUCUGAUGCAGGGAAGUACCAAUGCAAGAAGCUGUGGAAGAAUGCUCCGCGGGACAUUACAACAGUGCAGCUUCUUGUGGUUGCAGUUUCUCAGCCAAAACUCUCAGUUGUUUUAGCUAAGAGUGGAGGAGUGAAUCUUCAGUGUGAGGCCAGCUGCUGGCUACCAGAGCCUGAGAUCACGUUUCUGGAUGAUCGCGAAAAAGAAAUUCCUGCUGAUGAUCCAAGAAGACAUCAAGAAACAAGUGGAUGCUACACCGUGACACGAAAAGUGACGCUCCAGGAUGCUACCAACAGCGUCACCUGCAGAGUUCACCAGCCAAAGACCAACCAGACCAGGAACACGGUGAUUCUCAUACCAGUUGACUGCAUGAGAUCCUGCUUUCUACCCACUGCCAUCACCACUGGAGUGACAGUUUUACUUCUAUUACCCACAUGUGCAUUAGUUGUCUUUGUCUGGAUGAAAUAUAGAAAACCUGGGGCUGACCUCAAGUCACAGCUUCGUGAGAAAGAAGAGAUCAUCCGCCAACUACAGAACAUCAGAUCUCAGCUAAGCCCUACUGUUAGCCACCAUGACCAGCCAACAUCUACCGACAGCCAUGCAGCCUCAGUCCACUACACGAGCCGUCGUAACCAGAGCUGUACUGUGAACAAUACGGAGCCAUCCAGUUCUUCUUCGGCCAACGCUGCAAAGAGAACGUCAGGCUAUAUUGGCCGUUCAAAGAGCAUGUCUCAUAGUCUGCGUCCAGUAGAUCACAAGCUUCAGCAUCGACGUUCUUUAGUGUUACCAUCAUCUGUUGUACCCAGGCUCCAGCGCAAUUCAAAGGAGGAAUCAGAGCACCUAAUGUCGUGAAAAACGAAAACCUUAACUUACUAAAACCUCAGCCAUAGUUUGUGUGUAUAUGUAAGAUAAUAAGCUCUCUAUAUCUCUCUGACAUGAAAGUGGUUCAACAUACAGUAUAGAAUCAUGUGACUUUCUCCAACCAAUCAGCGAAUGUCAGGCUUCGUGACAGGUAGCAUUGCUAUCCCACUCUAACCCUAACAUUUUUUCUUUGAUUUGUUUCAUGGUGCAUGUAAAUACUUUUGAUGUGUAUGAAAGUAGUGUUGUGUCUUAUAUGAAAGAGUCUAACCCUGUACACAAUACUACACUACUACUGUCUUUAUGUCUGUAUGUAACACUGUUGAGGUGGACAGGGUCAGGUGUCACCUCAACCGAUAUGCUACUCAACUUUUGUACAUUUCUACAGCGAGUUAUCUUUAUUUCUUCUUUUAUAUAUGAAAUAAAACACUUUUUGUCUGAAAACACAUGAA
Messenger RNA from Larimichthys crocea (large yellow croaker), 1732 nucleotides. Its product is annotated as butyrophilin-like protein 10. The transcript has 6 exons. Bases 75 to 1274 code for a protein of 399 amino acids. Gene Ontology annotation, cellular component: external side of plasma membrane. Gene Ontology annotation, biological process: T cell receptor signaling pathway; regulation of cytokine production. Gene Ontology annotation, molecular function: signaling receptor binding. The record is from RefSeq and is a predicted model, not a curated record. Lineage: Eukaryota; Metazoa; Chordata; Actinopteri; Sciaenidae.